GAGGAGGACAGAAGAAGCGACGGCUACGUAACGUCAGAGGGUGGACGGGCCUGGACUUGGCCAGCUUACAGAGGGCAGCUGAGGACAGGCAGAGAUGGCGAGGACUGGAUGACCUCUCGGGAGGUUACGGGAGAGGUGAGGUGAGAAUCGGUGGAUGUUUGCAGGAUUAGCGGCCACAGGUUCAUAAUGGCUCAGGUGCUGCACAUGGAGCCCAGCUUCCCAGGGAAGCUGAACCCUUCCACCCCCCCUUCCCUUCACGGCAAGGAGCAGGAGGCACCUUACUCGGUAGAGACCCCCUACGGCUAUCGUCUGGACCUGGACUUCCUCAAAUAUGUCAAUGACAUAGAGAAGGGGAACACCAUCAAGAAGGUGUCGGUCCAACGCCGGCCCCGCUAUGGCUCACUGCCCCGCGGCUAUGGCUACACCGGCUCCUGGUGGACCUCCACAGAGUCCCUGUGCUCCAACACCAGCAUAGACAGCCGCCACUCCUCCCUGUCCUACUGUGCCCCGGGCUUCCAUACCUCCCACAGGCCUGGCUUCAGCACUGCCCGUGUGGAGAAGACCCUGCUGGAUGCCCGCAGGAAGCUGGAGGAGGAAAAAGAGGGCCGGAGGUUCUCCAACCUGGGCAGAAUGCACAGCAGUGUGGCUGGCUCAAACACCUCCAUCAGCAGUGCCCACAGCUUCAACAGGGCACAGGGCGGCGGAGGCUCCUUCACUCCCAUGAGUUCAGGCCUGUCAACCCCCGUGUCACCCACCCCAGCCCACCUGCAACAUGUUAGGGAGCAGAUGGCGGUCGCCCUCAGGAAGAUCAAGGAGCUGGAGGAGCAGGUGAAGACCAUCCCUGUCCUCCAGGUGAAGAUCUCUGUGCUGCAGGAGGAAAAACGGCAACUCAGCGUUCAGCUGAAAAGCCAAAAGUUCCUGGGCCACACGCUGGGCUUCAACAGGGGCCGCCCAAGGGGCGAGCUCUACAUCGACAUCCCCGAGGAGGAGGUGAGCACCGGCGCUAAGGGCAGCAGCAAACUGGCGGGGCCAUUGUCGCCAUCCACUCCAGAUGGCUCCAAGCAAGACUCGGGGUGUGAGAUCGAGGACACGGUGAUCGUGGGCGGUGCGCGGCCCGGUGCAAAGAGGGAGGUGCGCACCAUUGGGGUGGGUCCAGAGGAGACAGGAGACAGUCAUCGGGAGGUGGCGGUUGGGGUUCAGGAACAGGAUUUGGGACUCCUGCCAGAAAAGGAGACUCUGAGGAGCCGAGUGGGACAACUGGAGGGCCAGCUGAAGAAGAGCCUGCAGGAGCUGCAGGCUGCUCAGCAGCAGGUAGAAGCAGCGCGGACUGAACGACAGGCUCCGACUCCUCAGGUGGAGCGCCCCUUCAUGGCUGCCAGCGUGGGCUGGCUGGAGCCACUGGGCCGCAGUCUACAGACGCUGGUCAGCUUCCCCCAGCAGCCACAGCAGAAAGAGCAGAGAACUGUGGGCAUUCAGGUGUACACGCUGGAGCAGCCCACUGUGAUGGAGGUGGGAACACUCCUCCGGGCUGAGAGCUGCAGCGCCCCCUGCCCUCCACCAGCAGGAACAGUCCUGGAGGGCCAACCCAGAGGACUCGCUGAAGGCAUUGCUUCAGAAGAUGCUCCAGUUGAGCUGCCGAUUGCCAUCAGCUCCAAGCAGGUACGAGAUGUCUUAAAGAGCGAAGUUUCCACUUCGGUACCUGUGGUUAUUCCCGCCAUCGCCAUGAGGACGUCUGGUCAUCAGAUGAGCUCGCUGAACCUGAAAGAAGGCGAGACGGACCGGCCGACCGCCACAGAAGCUGUCCAGUCUCCAGAGGAUUUAUCAAAGACAGACUCGUCCUCUCCCCAGGCUUCUCUGAGGUCCAUUAUGAAGCGCAAAGCAGAAGGCGAACCAGGAUCCCCCUCCACCAAGAAAAACCUUCAGUUCAUUGGAGUCAACGGGGGAUACGAGUCCACAUCAUCAGAGGACAGCAGCAGCGAGAGCUCGGAGGAGAGUGACUCCAGUGAAUAUCAUGAAGCCAGAGAAAAACUGCCAGACUCCACAGUCCAACACCAGCAGAAAGCAGCCAGCACAAGCCAGACCUCCCAGCACCAAGACCACCUCGCCUCCCAGCCGACCGCACUCAACCUACCAGCCAACAUUCCAGACACUCAGCAGGAUUCCAGCCACUCGGCCACUGCCGACGCGGGACUACCACACGAAGCCAGCCAAUCACCAGCCUCCAACCCCACCCCCUCCUUGCUCUCUCCAGCAAGUGACCCCGCCCCUAAAGAGACUAUUGAGCAAUCAUCAGAAGAAAACAAAGUCCACCAGCAGAGUAUCCCUCAGCCUUGUAGCACUGAAUACCCUAUACCCUCAGUAACCAGCUCCACACCGCCGUGUGCCACUCAAACCGAAACCACUGACCAAACCCAGCAGCAAUGCCCCGUCCAAUCAGAAACAACUAACCCUGCCCCGCCUCACACCGCCAGCCAAUCAGACUCAGAACAAAUCUCCCAGCAGAGGAUAAUCCAGUCAUCAUCCUCUGUGCCAGCAGCUGAAAGCAGCAACCAGAAUGACACCGUGCCAGCCAAACAAGAACUCAAACUGGAACUGAGUGACAACCUCAUGGCAGCUCUGCAUGACCUGCAGACUGCUCUGGGAGAACCCAAUGCCUUCAGCCAGCAGGGGGCGAGGACCGCCUACACCACGGUGCUGCAGGAGUGGCUUCGCGUGUCUUGCCACAAGGCAUCCAGCACAGCGGUGGUCAAGGCCUACAUGGACGCCUUCGCCGCCAUCUCCCCUCAGCUGCUGGAGUUCGUCAUCAACAUGGCCGACGGGAACGGGAACACGGCGCUGCACUACACCGUCUCCCACUCCAACUUCCCCGUGGUCAAACUGCUGCUGGACACUGGCCUGUGUAACGCCGACAAGCAGAACAAGGCCGGCUACACAGCCAUCAUGCUGACGGCGCUGGCGGCCUUCCACUCGGACAGCGACCUCCAUACCGUCUUGCAGCUGCUCCGCACCGGAGACGUCAACGCCAAGGCCAGCCAGGCUGGACAGACGGCGCUAAUGCUGGCGGUUAGCCACGGCCGGGGCGACAUGGUGCGCGCGCUGCUGUCCUGCGGGGCGCAGGUCAACAUCCGUGACGACGACGGUUCCACCGCCCUCAUGUGCGCCUGCGAGCACGGACACGUGGACAUCGUACGCCAGCUGCUGUCGGUGCCUGGCUGUGAUGCAACCCUCACAGACAACGAUGGUAGUACUGCUCUGUCGAUCGCCCUGGAGGCCAGUCAGAAUGACAUCGCUGUUCUACUCUACGCACACCUCAACUUUGCUAAGCCGCCUUCCCCCGUUUCUCCAAAGUCUCCCCUGCUGGGCUCCUCUCCUCCUGCUGGUGAAACCAAGUGAACCACACUGACUCCACCUCCUCAGUCCACUCAUAUUUCACCAGGGUUUUCACUUUUGUAAUACAAAGAUGUUUGUGUGUGUGUGUGUGUGUGUUUCCUGUAAUUUACACGCAGUACACGUAGACACACUGCUAGCACUCAGCACAAUCCUGUUUCACUGUUGUCCUGUUUCAUGUGGUCUCAGAUUUGGUGAUUGAUGCGUCUGCAGUUUGGUACAAGACAGAAGAAUACACACAUCUACAGAGGUUGUAUGGAAAUGACCUCGCUCAGGCAAUAAUCCAGUUUUCAGCCACACAGUCUCGAGUGGCACUUACCAACCUAAUAUGCUGACGACAGUGCAUUAAAUAGUUAAUUACUAUAAGCUUUACGGUUUUCUAUAUGGACCUUUUACUGGUUUAUGUUAAAAGUUAUAUAUUUUCAUUGUGAUGUAUUCACUUGUUUUGACACAGAGAAGUUAUUUGUCACCAUGGGAGUCAUUUAAAGGAGGAACAUAAGCCACUCGUUUCACGGAGAAGUGUCCUUGGAUCAGUCGCGUCAGUCCACUGAUAGGUGCUGCAGUAAAUUUGGAUACGAAACCCAUUUUCUUUUCCAGUAUUUCAGGAUUUAUACGCAAGAUUUAUUUACUCUGGAAUAUUUUUGAUAAGUGUGUUUUUAUUAUAAUUGACAGACAGCGUUUCCAGGUGAAUAAUUUUAACUUCCUGGGCAAAGUUUUGAACUUUACCCCACCUUUCCGAACCAGCGGACGCUGUAAGCGUCUCUUCUGCGGAGGUUCUCGGACGCCGUCGUGUCACGUGUCACCUGCGUUUCCUCAGAAAAGCCCAAAGAACGCCACUCUGGCACACGGUGGCAGCGGCAGGUGGGUGUUCGAGCAACACAGACAUGGUGGCGGUAGAGUUACCUGGUAAGCUUACUCUGUGGAAGAUACGGUACAACACUCUGUGUAUUUUUUCGUACGUGAAGGUUUUUGGCAGUUUGAGCGACCCGCGUCAGUGUUUGCCAGACUAAAGUAAACGUGUUGAAAGAAACUGAAGUCAUCCGUUUGGUGGUAAUCCUUAUGAGAGCUCAAUGGCAAACAGCAAGUGACUGGGCUUGAGUCUCUGAAUGACGCCGUGUAAGAUAAGAAUAUCAAAAUAAUAUAUGUCAUGAUGCUAAAUUAGGAGUGAUGCAUAGAGUCGACUUCCUUUUUAAAAUGUGUUAUUGAUGUCAGAAUUUCUAAUAACUUUUAAAAGAUUUUCUCCCACACUUUUUAUAGUAUCAUUUUUGAGCAACUGAAUUUUUUUUAUAAUCUUUUACAGUUUUUUUUUUAUUUAACUGUCCCUCUCUUUUUAUAUAUGUAAUUUUAUAUUGUUUGUUCACAGCUAGGUUAUGUAACCACACAGGUAUUUUGUUCAUGUUUUAUUGAGCUUUAUGUAAAUUCCUAGAUUAUGUUUCUACUAUUUUGAUUUGUGCAUUUGGAUGAAAAUAAAUACAACUAGACCACAGCGUUCUCCUGAAUUCUGUUUGCUUGGUUGUAAACGGUGAUUCAAACACGUCCCGAUGUCCUCAAACCGACAUCUGAGAUGCUGAC
This is a messenger RNA of Lampris incognitus (smalleye Pacific opah), 4959 nucleotides long. It is a transcript of the gene kank2, whose product is annotated as KN motif and ankyrin repeat domains 2. Gene Ontology annotation, molecular function: protein binding. The record is from RefSeq and is a predicted model, not a curated record. Gene Ontology annotation, cellular component: cytoplasm. Lineage: Eukaryota; Metazoa; Chordata; Actinopteri; Lampriformes; Lampridae. The coding region runs from base 187 to 3393 and encodes 1068 amino acids. Gene Ontology annotation, biological process: negative regulation of intracellular estrogen receptor signaling pathway; negative regulation of cell population proliferation; negative regulation of vitamin D receptor signaling pathway. The transcript is spliced from 12 exons.